AUGCUUUUGGCUCUCGACAUAUUCUUCCUAAUCAUGGUACCAGGUAGAACGCUUUUCGUGUGGGCUGGAAAGAGAGAAAUGAAUGGAUCCGGUCCAGGUAAUAGUCAAUCCUGGGUGAUUCAUUCCACUUCAACGCCAAAGGUGUUAGGUAGCUUCUGCAUCUUUCUGAUCCUCGGCAUUCGUAAGCAGCGCUCUGAUAGAUUUUAA
Colletotrichum tamarilloi is the source of this 207-nucleotide messenger RNA. RefSeq lists its product as uncharacterized. The transcript has a single exon. Lineage: Eukaryota; Fungi; Ascomycota; Sordariomycetes; Glomerellales; Glomerellaceae. Bases 1 to 207 code for a protein of 68 amino acids. The record is from RefSeq and is a predicted model, not a curated record.